AUGGCGCUCUUGGGCUUCCUUCAACGCAUUUAUUACAUCCUCAAUCCGCCUACUCCAGCGAAGAAAGAUGACGCCAUACGAAUCGGUCUACUCGGAGCAUCCAACAUAGCCCCAUACUCCGUGAUCGCGCCGGCAGAGUCCCAUCCAGAGGUCAUUGUUGCAGCAGUGGCUGCCCGCGACUCAGCCCGCGCACGCCAGUAUGCGAAGAAACACAACAUUCCAAUCGUGCAUCGCUCAUACCAAGACCUCCUCAACGACCCCAGCAUUGACGCCGUCUACAUCGCCCUCCCCAACUCACACCACUACGAAUGGGCCCUCCGCUCCCUGGAAGUAGGCAAGCACGUCCUCCUGGAGAAACCGUCAUGCUCCAAUGCAGCCGAAGCCCGCGCGCUCUUCACCCACCCCCUAGCCACCGGGCCCAACGCUCCCGUCCUUCUCGAAGCCUUUCACCACCAAUUCCACCCAGCCUGGCAGACCUUCCUGACGCUGACCCGCGAAACCCCAUGGGGCGCCGGCACAGUGGUGGACACGAGCUCACAAUUUCACCUCCCGAAGGGCUACAUCCGGCCACAUGACAUCCGGUUCAAGUACGGUCUUUCCGGUGGAUGCCUCAUGGACGUAGCGACGUACCCGCUGUCCUGCGUACGACAAGUCCUGGGCCGAGAGUCAGCCCUCCUCGUCACAGACGUGCAAUACACACCUUUCCCCUCAUCAACCCGCACCACCACCGCCACCACCACGAAAUCCCCAGCCUGCGAAGCAGAAGAACAAGACGAAGAGCCACAAAUCGACACCGCCAUCUCAGCAACAUACCAAACCACCUCCGCACCAAACCACGCGCCCAAACGGGCACACAUCGCCGGCGACCUCGCGCACACAGGCAGCUGGAACGCGAUCCGGGCGCUGCCAAAAUGGGUGCGAUCGCUCUCCCUCCCAGGGCUCGCAUGGCCAGAGACCGAAGCCAUCCUGGCGGAGAUCCUGGUGGCGUCGCAGGGCGGCACCGAGACGCAGCAUUUCGUGCAGCGGACCGUCACGAUCUGGAACAUGAUCCUGCCGACGGUGUACCACCGGAUCGACGUGCAGGACCGACACACGCUCUACCGCAACGGCGCGCUCUCGAAGGCGUGGACGGAGGUGCAGUACCUCAAGGCGUAUAACUGGCCCGAUGCACGGGCGGAGACAUAUCGCGACUGGUGGACCACCUGGCGGUGUCAGCUGGAGGAGUUUGUGAAUCGCAUCAGGAAAAGGAAAGGGUCCGGCGUGUGGAUCGAUGCGGCGGAGAGUAUUCGCCAGAUGGAGGCGGUGGAUCAGACGUAUCGGCGCGCUGGGUUGAAGGUGCGGCCGACGAGGGCGUUUGAGGGUUGAGAGUCGAGACGCAUUUUUUGUCUGACGUUGUGCUACAUUGCUUAUCGAGAGCAAAUUAGGAGGUGUUGUUGUUGUUGCACGCUUAAUUCUUUGUGAUCUUCCUAAACCGCAAUGGAGCAAUGAGUGAGUGCUCUUGGCAGAUACCCCUUUCCGCG
Messenger RNA from Aspergillus homomorphus CBS 101889, 1520 nucleotides. Its product is annotated as Gfo/Idh/MocA family protein. The record is from RefSeq and is a predicted model, not a curated record. Lineage: Eukaryota; Fungi; Ascomycota; Eurotiomycetes; Eurotiales; Aspergillaceae. Gene Ontology annotation, molecular function: nucleotide binding. Bases 1 to 1365 code for a protein of 454 amino acids. The transcript is spliced from 3 exons.